AUGUCCAAGCAGGAGAAACGCAUCAGCGUUAGGAAGAAGCGAGCUAUCCGGCACGUGUUCGGCCACAAAAUCGUCCGCGUCCAAGUUUCACGCGGCGAGGAGUUCACUGUCCCCGAAGACAUCAUAUGCAGCAGAUCCACAUUCUUCACGAAAAAGCUACAACCGAAGCGCAAACCUCUCAAGAAAGACAGUGAAUGCGCGAUCUGUACGGAACCGCUCGAACACGGCAUACAAGAGCUUACUUAUUGCGCUACUCAUUGUGGUAACAAUUUUCACCACAGAUGCAUUGAGAAGUGGAAGGCGGAGAAGCAGACAGCUCAUCAACCAGUCAACUGUCCUUUCUGUCGUCACAGCUGGUCGAAUGACACCGACGUCAUCACAGUACAUAAGUUUUCCGCCAUCGACGCUGAUGCCUUCGCAAUCUUUGUUGAGUGGCUUUACUAUGAUCAUAUCGCGGUUGAAGAUCGGGCGGACGAAGAUGGCAAAUUCUCCCUUGACACACAUGAACUUGUUAAGGCAUACGUUUUAGGACUCAAACUAAAGAGCAAGAAGUUCUGUCGAGACAUUAUACAGGGAUUGGUCGAAGUUAGUAAAGAGAUUGAUGAAUAUCCGGGUCCGGACAGCAUCCGCCUCGCUUACGAUAAGACAGCCAAAGGAUCAUCACUAAGGCUGGUCUUGGUACAACUAUGGGCAGACACAGCGGAUGCUGCUUGGAUCGAAGACGAUGAGACAGACGAGUAUCCCGCAGAAUUCUUCAAGGAUUUGACAACGGCUCUUUUGAGGAAGUAUCGUGGCAAACAGAAGUGGGAUCUAGAAAUGAUCAUAAAAGGCCAAACGAUGGAGGAUUCUAUCUUAGUUGACGACUCAGAUGAGGACAAGUCGCGUGAAGACGAGGACCAAGAAAUGGGGGAAGGAAAAUAG
Molecule: messenger RNA, 921 nt
Organism: Alternaria arbusti
Lineage: Eukaryota; Fungi; Ascomycota; Dothideomycetes; Pleosporales; Pleosporaceae
Exons: 2
Coding region: 1-921 (306 amino acids)
Molecular function (GO): ubiquitin protein ligase activity
Source: RefSeq, a predicted model, not a curated record